ACAUGCAUAGGUAAGUGUUAUCCUUCCUUGUAUAUAUACACCAGCACCCCCUUCCUUCCCUCUCCACUCUAUCAACAAACAAAACCUUUAUCUCUCUUUGCACUGCAUCGAUCUUCUUCACUAGCCAUGACAAUGGCCAUGAAUUCUCCAUUCCCAAGAAAUUUUCUUGUUAUCUUAUUCAUGAUGGCCAAUUUGUUUCCCGAUCUAGGAAAAUCAGAAACUUUAAUAAAUAGAUGUCCAAUCCCACAUGAAUUAUCAGAUAAGCUUCAUGUGGAUGCUACUUCCAUAGAAUCAGUCUCUACUGAUUAUGGAAACAUAGUUCACAACAAACCGGCAGCUGUUCUUUACCCAACGUCCGUACAAGACAUUUCGAGUCUUGUAAAAGCUUCCUUUAUGUGUUGCGUUCCUUUUGGAAUUUCUGUCAGAGGCAAUGGCCAUUCUACACAUGGACAGGACAUGGCUUACAACGGAGUGGUAGUGGACAUGAAAGGUUUAAGGGAUAGUGGGAAGGGGAUUAGUAUUGAUAAAGAGAGGCGGUUUGCUGAUGUUGGAGGAGAGCAACUAUGGAUUGAUGUGUUAAAUGCAACUGUAAAAGAAGGAGUUUCGGCUGUUUCAUGGACGGACUAUUUGAAGCUAAGUGUUGGUGGCACUCUUUCUAAUGCAGGGAUCAGUGGUCAAGCCUUUCGUUAUGGUCCUCAGAUUUCCAACGUUUAUGAAAUGGAUGUUGUUACUGGAAAAGGAGAGCUCUUGACCUGCUCCAGAUAUAACAAUUCAGAGCUGUUCUACGCUGUUUUGGGUGGUCUUGGCCAAUUUGGAAUUAUAACCAGAGCAAGAAUUGCUUUAGACACCCAUAUCAAUAGGGUUAGGUGGACACAAAUACUUUACAGCAAUUUCUCAGAUUUUAUAGAAGCCGAAGAAUAUUAUAUUUCACAACUCAGUGAAAAUGAACAACGGAUUAAUGAAAUCAGUUACUUGGAAGGUGGAAUUUUGUUUGACAAUGGGACUCCUAAUAAUUGGAGAAAUUUCUUUUUCCCACCAGCUGAUAUCCCUAAAAUUACUUCCCUGAUUAAGAACUAUGGCAUCAUUUACAGUGUAGAAGUAGCCACCACCAUAGGAUCAUCUGCAGAUAAGCAUUUGCAGCGGCUUAUGGAAGGGCUUAACAAUGUCCCUGAGUAUAGCUAUGCUAAAAAUGUCUCCUAUGUAGACUUUUUAACUAGAGUUCAAAUUACAGUGCAGAAAAAUGAAUCACAUCCAUGGCUAAAUAUCUUCAUACCAAAAUCUGGUAUCUCAGACUUUAAUUCUGGUGUCUUUAGAGACAUUGUUCUUAAACAAAAUAUCACCAGAGGACCUGUCCUUUUCUACCCCAUGCUCCGUGACAAAUGGGAUGAUAGAAUGUCUGCAGUCAUACCAGAUGAAGAUAUUUUCUAUGCUGCUGGAAUUUUGUAUACAAGUGGGGCUAAUGAUUGGCAGGUUUACGAGGAUCAAAACAAAGCAAUAAUGGAGUUCUGUGAUAAAUAUGGUAUUGAGGUCAAGCAGUAUCUUCCCAAUUAUGCAACUAAAAAUGAGUGGAUUACACAUUUUGGCUCCAAAUGGGCAACUUUCAAGCAGAGGAAAGCUUUGUUUGAUCCAAAAAAUAUUAUGUCACCAGGACAGAGAAUUUUCAACUACUACUUAAAUUAAUUUAUUUAAUGUUUAUGAUGACCGUUAAGUUGAGGUGUUAUUAAUUAAUGUAUUAAACCCUAAAUAGAUAAAUAAGUGAAA
Messenger RNA from Jatropha curcas, 1761 nucleotides. RefSeq names its product cytokinin dehydrogenase 3. Gene Ontology annotation, biological process: cytokinin metabolic process. NCBI's taxonomy places the organism in Eukaryota, Viridiplantae, Streptophyta, Magnoliopsida, Malpighiales, Euphorbiaceae. Gene Ontology annotation, molecular function: cytokinin dehydrogenase activity; FAD binding. The record is from RefSeq and is a predicted model, not a curated record.